Hibiscus syriacus is the source of this 1446-nucleotide messenger RNA. RefSeq lists its product as uncharacterized. The record is from RefSeq and is a predicted model, not a curated record. The transcript has 6 exons. Lineage: Eukaryota; Viridiplantae; Streptophyta; Magnoliopsida; Malvales; Malvaceae. Bases 433 to 1374 code for a protein of 313 amino acids.
AAAGAUAGAAGAAAGCUUGUUUCUGAAUUGUUGAUCACAGCAGAGUAGUGUUGAGUUUAGUUUAAAAAGGAGAAGAUAAAAGUUGAAGCCUUCCAAAUCAACAGGUGACCGGAAAAGAGUUGAAUUUGGAAACAUUGUCAACCAACAAGAAAGACUCGGUUGAACAGCGAGAGUUUGAUCUUAAUUUUCUCUUCCUUUUCUGUUUCCUUAAAUUUAGCUGCCUAAACGUCAACAUUUAUAAUUUCUUUCCAGUCAUAAAUUCCUAUUAUAUAACCAAAUCCGCGACAAUCUCUCUCUUCCUCUAUCCCUCAUCUCCUUCCCCAUUCUCUUUUCUUUUGUUUUCUUUGUGGUUCCCUCUGUUCUUUUGAGGUCGAGAGACAAAAGAAGAAGAAGACCCAAUAUCUCUCUCUCCGUCUCCUUUGUUCAGAAAUCAUGAUUUUUGAAACAGGGUCGACACAGUCUAACCUUGCCUGCUUCCUCCAUUGCACAACUCCUACCGUCAGAUCCCAAUUCCUCCCCAAGAGUGAGAUUAGGAACCUCAAUCGUUUAUGGCACCCUUGGGAGAGAGAAAAGGUUGAAUUUUUCACAUUGGGUGAUCUUUGGAAUUGUUACGACGAAGGGAGUGCGUAUGGGGCUGGUGUUCCCAUUGUCUUGAACAACGGCGAAACCUUAGUUCAAUACUACGUUCCUUAUCUCUCCGCCAUUCAAAUCUUCACCAGCAACUCUUCAGUCAACAGCUUUAAGGAGGAGACUGAAUCGGGCGAUGGCGAGAGGGAUUCGUUUAGUGAUUCAUUGAGCGAUGAGAGCGAGAGUGACAAGCUAUGGAGAUGGGACGGAUGCUCGUCGGAGGAAGGCGGCUCCGAGCAGGACAGCCUUUGGCAUGUGAAUAACCGGUUGGGUUACCUUUACUUUCAGUAUUUCGAGAGAUCAACUCCUUAUGGAAGAGUUCCACUCAUGGAUAAGAUUAAUGGAUUAUCAAGAAGAUAUCCUGGUUUGAUGUCAUUGAGGAGCGUCGAUCUUUCUCCGGCUAGUUGGAUGGCAGUUUCCUGGUACCCGAUUUAUCACAUUCCCAUGGGAAGGACCAUAAAAGACUUGUCCACAUGCUUCCUUACUUACCAUACACUAUCAUCUUCUUUCCAAGAUAUGGACCUGGAAGACGACAUCGAUAGUGCCGAAAGGAAGCGGAAGGAAGGGGAAGGCAUCUCCCUUCCACCAUUUGGCUUGGCAACUUACAAGAUGCAAGGAAACGUGUGGAAUUCCGGACGGGACCAAGAAAGGCUGGUGUCGCUUUUAAGCGUCGCCGAUUCGUGGCUAAAGCAACUUCGAGUCCAGCACCAUGACUUCAACUACUUCACCGGGGCUCGGCGUGGCUAAGACCUUUUUUAAGUAAUUUGCAGUAUAGCUUUGAGAACCCCAUGGAAGUGACUGAUCACUAAUUCACCCAAA